Molecule: messenger RNA, 1241 nt
Organism: Condylura cristata (star-nosed mole)
Lineage: Eukaryota; Metazoa; Chordata; Mammalia; Eulipotyphla; Talpidae
Gene: CDCA5
Product: cell division cycle associated 5
Exons: 6
Coding region: 1-984 (327 amino acids)
Source: RefSeq, a predicted model, not a curated record
AUGACGCAUCGCGGCCCUGGCCCCGCCCCGCUGACGCUAGACGAGAAGACGGGCGAAGCCGGCCCGGCCGCCCUCCUGUACGUCACUUCCGCUUCCUCGCCAGCAGGGCGGGUAAUUCGAACGUUGCUGCGGUACUCGGUCCUCUUCCGAGGCGCGAGCCCCGCGGCGGCGGCGGCGGCGGCGGCGGCAGCGGCGGCGGCUACGGCUGCGGAGAUCGAGACCCAGGCUGGCGAUGUCGCGGAGGCGAACGCGGUCCGGAGGGGCCAGCCCAAGGGCCCAUCUCCUAAGUCUCUGCGGAAGUCCCAGCGCAAAUCAGACUCUGGUGUCGCGGGCAUCCUCCCUGAUAUCUGUCCCAAGGCCCCCCAGGCUGCUCCAGUGAGAAAGCCCAUCGUCUUAAAGAAGAUCGUGGCGAGUGCUUUAAAGAUCUCACCAGUCCAGUCAUUGCGUAGGAGCCCUCGGAUUGCCCUUUGCUCAGAGAAGGAAAAUCACCCUCCUGUCAAGGAAGCCACUAGGGGAAACAGCUUCAGGACACAUAAUGUCCCUGUCACCCCCACCUCAUCUCCUGUGCUGUGGACCUUCAAUGUUGAAUCCAGCUCCAGGGAUGGAGACCUAGAUGCCAGAGACUUGGAAAUGUCUAAAAAAGUCAGACGAUCCUAUAGCCGGCUGGAGACCCCAGCCCCCAGCUCCACGUCCACCUCCACCCCUGGCCGCCGGUCCUGCUUUGGUUUUGACAGGCUGCUCGGGGCAGAAGAGUUGACCGGAGUCUCACCUGUGGUGUGUGCAAAGCUAACUGAGGCCCCCAGGGUCCCUGAGAAGCCCUGGGUCCCAGACACGACUCUUCCUGGAAUCUCUCCCCCAACUGUGAAAGAGAAAAGAAAGAAGAAGAAGCUGCCGGAGGUCCUGAAAUCAGAGCUGGAUGAAUGGGCUGCGGCCAUGAAUGCUGAGUUUGAAGCUGCUGAACAGUUUGAGCUCCUUGUUGAAUGAGAUGAAGUGAGGUGCACCUGGCCAAGCCCCUCCACCUCCCCCUGGCCAUAGCUCCUCUCCCUGUGAAGGACUUUUGGGGCUCCUCCCUUGUGCAUGAGCUGUUACUGCAUUGAGGCCUGUCCUCAGCUUCAGGAAAAGGGGCUCUCCUAGCUCUGCCACACACAGCGCCCUGAGGUUGGCAUCUCUACCCACUCACACACUCACCUCCCUCCUCCCACACUCUUGCAGCCGUUCCCAGUUGGGCUCCGGCGCAGGAG